Messenger RNA from Besnoitia besnoiti, 435 nucleotides. RefSeq lists its product as uncharacterized. The transcript has a single exon. Lineage: Eukaryota; Apicomplexa; Conoidasida; Eucoccidiorida; Sarcocystidae. The record is from RefSeq and is a predicted model, not a curated record. The coding region runs from base 1 to 435 and encodes 144 amino acids.
AUGAAUAGCUGCCUAACGGCGCUGGCGCUUUUGGCGCUCACGGGAAGCACUCUGUGCUGCUUGCCCGGUGUGGAGGCGAACAGCGUUUACGGCAAGGUCAUUUUGAGCCCACUCCCGGAUUCGCUGCCUGACAAGUCAUUCUUGACUGUCCAGGUGUCUGACACCACCAAAGCUGACACGUGGGAAGAGGUAGUGUCGCGGGCGGAGUAUCCCGUUGCGCAAGCGUACAACCAGCAACGCACGCUGAAAUACCACGUUUUUGUGCCGGACGACGCCAAGGGAACGCUCACUAUCCAGGCAUGGCUGACAAUCGGGUGGCAAGGUACAGCAGAAGAGAGGGUCCGCCGCGGCGACUACUUGACGAUGUCAUACUUUGGUUUCGAUGCAUCCGAAAGGGAUCAGAGGGUAGAUAUCGAAUUACGGAAGUACGCGUAA